AUGCCCGCGCGAUCGUGGGCGGGCGCUGUAGCGCUGCGCUUGUCGCGCAGUGGCGGAGCCGCGGGGCCGGCCUUCCGCGCGCCAGCGGCCGUCCUGCGCGCGAGACUGCUCUGUAAGACAGGCAGCGGUAUCUUGCGCACACGCUGUCACCCCUGCUCCCUUCCGCCUCUCGUUUCGCUCCUCCUUGCGCCUCCCCCGUCAUCUCUUUCGCAGUUCUCCACGCUUCAAUGUCUCGUCCCGUUUCUCCUCUUCUGCCCCGCACCGCUUCUCAUCCCCUUCCGCCCGUCCGCCGUCCCCACGCCAGCGUCUCUCUCCGCGCCAUCCGCGACAUCCGCGCCAGGCGCACCUGCCGCAACAUCCAUAUCAACACCAUCGGUACCACCAUACCCAGCGCCAGAGCCGCCAACGAUCACGUCCCGUGUGGCGUCGCUCCUCCAAUGGCUGCAGGAGAAUGGCGGGCAUGCAGGCGCCAUCGCUGUAACCCCUGACUCCCACGGCGGCCUCUGUCUCACCACGAGUCGCAGCGUGGGCAAAGGCGCGCUGCUCCUCUCCGUGCCUCCCCGCCUGCAGCUCGGCCGAGCCUGGCCCGCAGGCUCGGAGGGGGCUGGAGGGACGGCAAGAGAAGGGAGAGAAGGGGAAGGAGCAGGAGCAGCAGGAGCAGGAGGAGCAGGAGGAGGAGCAGUAGGAGCAGAAGGAGCAGGAGGGGAAGCGGAGGAAGAAGCAAGGGCCUUUGUGGCAAUCAGCAAGAUGGGGCAGCUUGUGCCUUCGUCCCUCUGGUCUCUCCGCCUUGGCCUGCAUUUGCUGCACCAGCAACGGCGACAUGCAACCCCCGACACUCCCACAACACCCGCAGCAUCUCCAUUCUCCUCCCCAUCUCCCCCCGCCUCCCCAUCCUCUCCCUCCUCUUCCUCCUCCGCUACCCCAGCCACUCCCUCUCCUCCCCCAUCUCCCCCUCUCCCUGCCCCCCAAUGGGACCCAUACAUCGCUCUCCUCCCGCGAUCCCUCCCCCUCCCCAUCUUCUUCUCGCCUGCUGCUGUCGCUGCUCUCGGGUACCCGCCACUGCAGGCCGAGUUGGCCAAGCGCAGCACAUUCCUGCGCCGCUUUGCCUCUGAGUUCAUGCCAGACGUGGUGGAGUCGCUGCAGGCAUCCCAACGCUGCCGCCUCUUCGGCAAUGAGCCAGCCUCCCCCUCGGACCUUGCAUGGGCCAUGGGUUGUGCCUCCUCCCGUGCCUUCCGAGUGCCUGCCAUCACGAGGGAGAGAAAGGGAGAUGCGGGCGAUAGUGGGUUGUCGGAUGGAAGAGGAGGGAGUGUGGGGAAGGAGGAGAAGGAAGGGGGAGGUGGGGGUGGAGAGGGGAUGAAGAGGAGGAGAGGGGAGGAAGGCGAGAGGGUGUUUCUGCCAGUGAUUGAUCUGGCGAAUCAUGAUGCCAAUCCAACGGCUAAGAUCUCUCUUUUGCCAGAUGGCACUGCAGAGCUCCGCGCCCUCCUCCCACUGCCUCCCAGGCACGCCAUUACCAUAGACUACGGGCGUCUCUCCACGGACCUGUUUCUCCUGGACUAUGGCUUUGCGCCUGCAAACAACGCCUACGACACGCUCCCCAUGUCCUGCGGCCUUCCCCUCAUUGAAGCUGCUCGCGCUGCUGCCGGGCUGGAUGGGUUGGACGGGCGCGAUGGGGGGGGCGGAGCAGGGGGGAGGGGGAGGCGGAGGGGCGAGGGAGACGGGAACAGAGGAGAAGAGGGCCAGGAGGCUAGAAGGGCCCUUGGAUCCCGAGGCAGGGGGGGGCGCUAG
Messenger RNA from Closterium sp. Naga37s-1, 1785 nucleotides. The record is from the annotation of a GenBank genome assembly. Lineage: Eukaryota; Viridiplantae; Streptophyta; Zygnematophyceae; Desmidiales; Closteriaceae.